Molecule: messenger RNA, 7483 nt
Organism: Panthera uncia (snow leopard)
Lineage: Eukaryota; Metazoa; Chordata; Mammalia; Carnivora; Felidae
Gene: GATAD2A
Product: GATA zinc finger domain containing 2A
Exons: 12
Coding region: 3292-5364 (690 amino acids)
Biological process (GO): negative regulation of transcription by RNA polymerase II
Cellular component (GO): NuRD complex
Molecular function (GO): sequence-specific DNA binding
Source: RefSeq, a predicted model, not a curated record
UAGGCUUCCCGGUCAGAUGCCUAUGGCCCCAGAGACUCAUCCCUGUGCUGACCAUGGGUGCUGCAACCCGAGUGUAUCCUCAGAACUGGAGUUCCCCAGAUAGCAGCCAGGUUUUGCCCAGUGCUCCUCCCCUCAAGUUUAAAGGGGGUCAACCUCACUUGUCUAAGCUAGAGAGGAUGAAAUGGCAACAAAGGACUUCUGUUGCCCAAAGUGCAGUGACUUGAUUUCAUGUAAAUUACUAUGGCUGCCUUCUUACCUAGUGUGAUCUCCUUUAGACUAGGAAAUCGUUGUGUUUGGGUGGGUUGCAGUGUGUGUGUGUGUGUGUGUGUGUGCGCGCGCGCGCGCGCGCCACAGUACCCAGGUGUGGGGUCAAAGCCAAGCCAUAAUCAUUUAUCAAGGGAGUGGAAGAGUCUCUUAUGAGUUGGUAAUUGUGUACUUAAGGGUUACUUGAUACUAUUUUAAAUGUAUGGGUUGGAAAUAAAAACAGUAAAAGCUCUCUAAAUCCAGCCAGUGCGGGUAGAUGGCAAAAUAGUCCACAUGAUAUAUCAGUAAAAAGCAACUACAGUUUAUUUUAGAGAAAUGUCCCUAGUUCUGAUGGUGCUAAGUGAUCUCUGCUUGGUUUCAGCUCCUUUGUGAAUUUUGCACUAAUUGUAUGGAGGGGCUGCUGCUGUGUGGGCUUCUCAGAUAGGUUCCUUCUCCUUCAGUGUUAAAUCAUCCCAGCUCAUUCAUUCCAUAAAUAUUUAUCAAGCACUGGUGUGUGUCCAUCACUGUUCUAGGUGUUUGAAAUACAAUCACAUCAGGCAGAUAAGACACCCCUUUGCUUGUGGCAUUUAUGUUCUUAUUGGGUGAGAAAGUCCAUACAGUACUACAUUAUAUGGAAUAUGCAGAGAUCAGGCCUGUGGGAGAGAAGGAGCAGGGUGGACCUCUGCAAAGGAGACAUUUUGAGCGGUAACAUGGGGGAGGGCAUGGAAGGGUCUGCCAUCUGGGCAUGAGAGUGAUUGAGGCUGAGGGAGCAGGUAUAGUAUUAAGAACUCGAACAGCUACUGUUAUAACAGGCCGUAUACAGACAUUUCUGAGAAAUUGUGUGAAGCUGAAUAUGAACUGGACUUUUGCUGACAUUUAGGGAUUAUUAUAUGGUAGUUGUGUUUUCAAAGAUCAUUUUCAAUUUGGGAUGCCAGUUGGAGAAGUGAUUGUUAAAAUGAUAACGUAUCUGGAAUUUUGUUUAAAACAUAAAAAGGGAGGGAGAGUUCCUGGUAUGUUGGAGGCGUGGCCCGGAAGCCAGCAUGGCUAGGGUAGGAUAGCAGGAGGCAUGCCUCAGGCCAGGAGACAGUAGGGCUUCACUCUGCAAACGCCAAACAUGGUGUCCACUGGAGGUGUGAGAAGCUGUUGGACUCCAAAUGUGUUUAAUGGCAGAAACAAAACGAUUUCCUGAUGGACUGGAUGGUGGGGUAGUCUUAUCAAGAGGGCAGCCCAAGGUUUUAAUCUGAGCAGCCGAAAGACUCGAUCUGUCAUGAGCUGAGAUGGGGAAAAGCCAUGUUUGAGUAUGAAAGUCUGAGUUUACCUUAAAAUUUCUUGCACAUUGCAUUCCAUCCAUGCAUUGUGUGUGUUGUGAUAACAUAUUAAGAAGGCCUUCUUCCUUGCUGGGUUAGCCCUCCAGGAAAAUUUUGUCCAGUGUGUCUUGUGGUCUUGCAGUCUUGCAGAGUAGGAUACUGGAUCUUUGUCAAAAAUCAGUUGUACACAGGUGCAUGGGUGUAUUCUAUUCCAUCUCUUGUCUGUCUUUAUCACACUGUCUUGGUUAUUGUAGUUUUAUGAUAAAUCUUGAAAUCAGGUAGGAUAAGUCUUCCAUAUUUGUUUGCCUUUUUCAGUUUUCACUAUUCUAGUUCCUUUGCAUUUCCAUAUAAAUAUUAGAAUCAGAUUGUUUUUUCUACCAAAAAAAAGAAACAUGUUGGGAGUUUUUGAUUGGGUCUGCAUUGAAUCUGUGGAUCAGUUUGGGAGAUAAUUGAUAUCUUCUGAUCCAUGGACAAGGCAUAUCUUCCUUUAUGUUUUCUUUUAUUUCUCUCAGUGAUGUGUUAUUGUGGUUCUACUUGAUACGUCUUGAACAUAUUUUUUUUUAAUGCUUAUUUUGAGAGAGAGAGAGAGAGGGAGAGAGAGACAGGGCACGAGUGGGGGAGGGGCAGAGAGAGAGGGAGACACAGAAUCUGAAGCAGGUUCCAGACUCUGAACUGUCAGUACAGAGCCCGACACAGGGCUUGAACUCACUAAUUGUGAUAUCAUGACCUGAGCCAAAGUCGGACACUCAACCAACUGAGCCACCCAGGCACCCUGAACAUCUUUUUAAAAAUUAAAUUUAUCCUUAAGUAUUUCAUAUAUAUGCUACUGUAAAUGGAUUUUUAAAAAUCUGUGUGGAAAUACUGCUGACUUGUGUGUAUUGACUUUGUUUCUGAAGAGGGUAGGUGCUCAGAAAGCCUCUCCUUCUGGGCUUCCCCCUCCAUGGCAGAGUGAGGCCAUGGUUCAAGAGAUAUGAAAGAACUAGGAUUAAUGGUGUCCACUGUGUUUUUUGGCCUGAAUGGGGCCAAAAAGGAGUGGCAGAAAGCGCUCCCCUCCCCAGGAACUAGCCCUGGUGGUGGCUACAUCUGGCCCUGGGCCUCACUGAGGAGGAUGCCAUGCAUGCUCCUUGGUGCCCAAAGGUCUUUGCAUAGAGUUCAUUGAUACUUGCUUAUUUUGCAAGUUCUCCCAUGGGAGUGUUUCUCGCUAUCCAUGAACUGUGAAUUGUUGUGAACCCAGUUUAAAAAUAAAGGUUUCAUAUUAGAGCCAGGCCUCCUGGUAGUCAUGUGGGCUCAAAGAAUGACAACAGAGGUGAUACUGACAAUAUUCGGCAAGCUGCAACUGAUAGCACUGCCUAGGAGUCUGGGAUUUGGCUGGUUCUCUAGGUUUAGCCUCUGUGCCUGGAGCCCUGCGUGUCUGAUGUCAUAAAGGAGGGGGAAGUCCUGGAGCCACACUGUCUCUGUGACCUUGGGGGAGUUCUGAACAUUCUUGAUCCUUAAUUUUCCUGUCUGUAAAACAGGUACUUCCUUCCUCCCUGGGCAGUUUUGUAAUUCCUGUGGAGAUGAUCCCUGGGGUAAAACUUCAAGUUGCCCUAUGGAGGUAAAGUCUGCCUGGGCCCCAGGCACAUUGCACCCUCAGCUUCUUGAGGGCAAACCCUGCACUGCCUGGAAUGGUUGGUCAGCACGUUGACACAAGUUGCCUUUUGACGUAGCUGCCGCCAUGGCCAGCUGGUAGGACCAGCAUCCCAUGCCCAGAAGCCAGUUCAGAAUGACUGAAGAAGCAUGCCGAACACGGAGUCAGAAACGAGCGCUUGAACGGGACCCAGCAGAGGAUGAUGUGGAAAGCAAGAAAAUAAAAAUGGAGAGAGGAUUGUUGUCUUCAGAUUUAAACACUGACGGAGACAUGAGAGUGACGCCUGAGCCAGGAGCAGGCCCAGCCCAAGGGUUGCUGAGGGGGGCAGAGGUGACAGCCAUGGGCAGAUGUGAAGGGCAGGCGGGCGACGGGCCCGUGGACAUGCGUACCUCAUACAGUGACAUGAAGUCUGAGAGGAGAGCCCCCUCUCCUGAUGUGAUCGUGCUCUCCGACAAUGAGCAGCCCGCAAGCCCAAGGGUGAACGGGCUGACGAAGGAGGCCUUGAAGGAGACCAGUACUGAGGCCCUCAUGAAAAGCAGUCCUGAAGAACGAGAAAGGAUGAUUAAGCAACUGAAAGAAGAGUUAAGAUUAGAAGAAGCAAAACUUGUUUUAUUAAAAAAGUUGCGGCAGAGUCAAAUACAAAAGGAAACCACCACCCAGAAGCCCACAGGCUCUGCUGGGAGUGCCGUGACCACCCCUCCCCCGCUUGUGCGGGGCACCCAGAACAUUCCUUCUGGCAAGCCAUCCCUUCAGACCUCUUCGACAAGAAUGCCUGGCAGUGUCAUCCCACCACCCCUGGUCCGCGGCGGACAGCAGGUGUCCUCCAAGCUGGGGCCACAGGCGAGCUCACAGGUCGUCAUGCCCCCACUCGUCAGGGGGGCUCAGCAAAUCCACAACAUCAGACAACAUUCCAGCACGGGGCCGCCACCGCUCCUCCUGGCCCCUCGGGCCUCUGUGCCCAGUGUGCAAAUUCAGGGACAGAGGAUCAUCCAGCAGGGCCUCAUCCGUGUCGCCAAUGUCCCCAACACCAGUCUGCUCGUCAACAUCCCACAGCCUUCCCCAGCAUCGCUGAAAGGGACAACAGUCACCUCUGCUCAGGCGAACUCCACCCCCACCAGCGUGGCCUCUGUGGUCACCUCUGCGGAUUCUCCAGCCAGUCGUCAGGCAGCUGCCAAGCUUGCGCUGCGCAAACAGCUAGAGAAGACGCUGCUUGAAAUCCCCCCUCCCAAGCCCCCUGCCCCAGAGAUGAACUUCCUGCCCAGCGCUGCCAAUAACGAAUUCAUCUACUUGGUCGGCCUGGAGGAAGUGGUGCAGAACCUGCUGGAGACGCAAGCAGGCAGGAUGUCAGCCGCUGUUGUUCUGUCCCGGGAGCCCUACAUGUGUGCGCAGUGCAAGACGGACUUCACGUGCCGCUGGCGGGAGGAGAAGGGUGGUGCCAUUAUGUGUGAGAACUGCAUGGCAUCCAACCAGAAGAAGGCACUCAAGGUAGAGCACACGAGCCGGCUGAAGGCUGCCUUUGUGAAGGCGCUGCAGCAGGAGCAGGAGAUCGAGCAGCGCCUCCUACAGCAGGGUGCCGCCCCCGCACAGGCCAAGGCUGAGCCUGCCACCGCCCCACACCCCGCACUAAAGCAGGUCAUAAAACCCCGGCGUAAGUUGGCGUUCCGCUCAGGAGAGGCCCGCGACUGGAGUAACGGGGCUGUGCUACAGGCCUCCAGCCAGCUGUCCCGGGGCUCGGCCACAACACCUCGAGGUGUCCUGCACACAUUCAGCCAGUCACCCAAACUGCAGAAUGCAGCCUCGGCCACAGCCCUUGUCAGCAGGACCGGCAGACAUUCCGAGAGAGCUGUGAGCACCGGCAAGGGCAAUGCCACCACCAACUGGAAGAAGGCACCCCUGAGUACAGGUGGGUGGCCCCCACAGGGCUUAGAGUGGGGACCUUGUCAUGAUGAGGUCCACAGGGGCACCUGGGUGGCUCAGUUGGUUAAGCAUCCAAUUCUUGAUCUUGACUCAAGUCAUGAUCUCACAGUUCGUGCAUUCAAGCCCUGCUUUAGGCUCCAUGCUGGCAGUUCCGAGACUGCUCGGGAUCCUCUCUCUCCCUCUGUCUCUACCCUUCCCCAGCUUGUGCUCUCCUCUCUCAAAAGAAAUAAACCUCAAAAAGAAAAGAAAAACAUGCACACAUACAGGUGAACAGAAAUGAUAGAAAGAGCCCUGAGACCCGAGACCUGUUCCCUGAGAACACCUGCUUCUGACUCUUCAGCUUAAUCUCUGUUCACUAAAUGAACACUCUGAACAGCUGGUAGCCCUGGGUAGAUAACUAAUUGCCCUUGUUUGCUCGCUCUAUACCCAGACUCUAGCUCUUGACCCAAAACGUGGAGCAGACCCAGUUUAGGUAGUGUGUCACACACACACACACACACACACACACACACACACACACACACACAAACACACACACAUCAUCCAGCCAGUGGGCAUCUGUCAGCACAAACACUCAAUCUUGCCAACUCGGUGCCGUGCCUCCUCCCCACUCCCCCACCUUCCUGCCAUAGGGAAUGCCUGCUUUUGCUGUUAUGUUUUACCUUCUCUGGUGCAGUAAUUAAUUUAUUGUUGAGCCAGGCAGCAUUCUUCAUUCCCUGCUCUGUGGUUCACUCUUCCCACCCUCUGGCUUGGACAGGUCAGGUGGUGCAAAGUUGCAAGCUAGAAUGAGAAUGUGGUAGGGCGCCUUGGUGAGCUCAGUCAGUUAAGUGUUGACUUCGGCAUAGGUCAUGAUCUCAUGGUUCAUGGGUUCGAAGCCUGCACCAGGUUCUGUGCUGACAGCUCGGAGCCUGGAGGCCUGCUUCGGAUUCUGUGCCUCCCCCUCUCUCUGCCCCUCCCCUGCUCAUGUUCUGUCUGUCUGUCGCUCUCUAAAAUAAAUUAAAAACUCCAAAAAAAAAAAAGAAUAAAAAACUCAAAAAAAACCCAAAAACAUUGGGGGAGGAAGAGGGAAAUCCCUGGAGCAGGGCCAAGACCACGGUGGGCAUCAGAGGACUCUGAGGAGACCACAUUUGAGAAACAACUCAAGGGAGGAGGGAUACACUUAGGUGAGCAUUCCCUAGUCUGCCACAGCCCCCAUCAUCCUUGGGUCAUCCCCCACACCACUUGCCCCAUUUUUUAUUAUUUAUGUGCUGUCAUUAAGGUGACAGUUAAAUAUUUCCACUAAAAACAGGAAAGUGAAAAAGACACAGAGGGCUGAGAGAGACAGGUGAGUGCUUUCACUGUGGGAGUGAGUGUCCUGCCCCCCACCUGAGCUCGCUGCGUCCCUAUCAAAAGAGGAGGCACCAUCAUGAGAUCUGUCUCCCUAGGCAGAACUGGGAAAGCCAGGCUGUCUGCAAACAAAACACAGGAGUCUGCUGUGCAUGCAGCUGACCGUAGAGUUAGAAAUAUGGCCAAAUAUCAGACUUCCACAGGAUGUAGCUCAGGAAAGGGAGGACAUUGGUCUGAUUGCCGAAGAACCUAUUCUGUAGAGCAGAGAGAGAGCAUUUGUAAACAUAAAGCGGGCAGAGAUACUUUUGUGUGUCAUGUUUAAGAUGCAGCUAAGAACUCAUAGCAGUUUGGAAAUUCCUUUUGUGGAAAAUUUUGAAAGUAUAUGAAAUCAGUGGGAAAAGUCCAAUGCAGGUGUGUGCAUGUGUACACAGUGAGUGGUAGGAGCCACAUAAAACUGCAUAUUUAAGGUAAUAUUUGAAAGGGAAUAUGAAGGAAUAAAUAGUUGCUGUGUUCAGCAGUAAGACUAGAGGUAAGUGUGUAAUCGUUUUAAAAACAGCAUUUCCCAAAAGAGUUCUCCCAGCAUUCCUAGUUAACCCUUGGUUUCUUGGCAGGACUCAGUCAGGUUUCUCUUUAGAAUGUAUAGAGGUUUCCCAAUUGCAUUUGACCUCAAAACACUUGUUCCACAAAGUACAUUAAUCUCCACCAAAAGCACUCUUGGGGUAACACAGUGAUAGGGGGGAUGGAAUGGGGCAGUCUUUACCCCAGGCCAGCCAAAAACCUAUUUGUGUUGGGAGAUUGGGGGUCAUUUCUUCAUUUUUCAGUUGUAAAAGAGAUGCUUGUUCAUUGUUGAAAUUUCGAGAGUACGAAACAAAUACAACGGUGUUUCUACCCCAGGAGAACAAAUGCUGUAUUUCGGGGCUUUCCCCCUAUUCUGCGUCUCCACUGGUGUGUCACUUGUGUGUAACUGAGUGCCCGACAGAGGUAUCCUGCUCUUUUCACCAUUCCGUGUUCCCUUUAAUGUCAUGAGAUUAUUACCAUACCAUUAAAACUGUCACUCUGUUCU